AUGCGUUUUCAUUGUAUGACCGCAUUUUCAUAAGGUGAUUGCAACGUGCUCAGUCCAUAGAACCAUGGCUUCUGAGGAACCCAAGGCAAAGAAACUUAAACUUUCAGAGGAGGAGAAGACAGAGUCUCCGACUAAAAAGACCACUGCCAAAUUAAGCCCUAAUUCACUCUUUGGGAUGGGAAACCCCUUAUUGGAUAUCUCAGCUGUUGUGGAUAAAGACUUCUUGGACAAGUACACCCUGAAGCCCAACGAUCAAAUCCUGGCUGAGGACAAACACAAAGCACUAUUUGAUGAGCUUGUGAAGAAGUUUAAAGUUGAAUACCAUGCUGGAGGAGCCACCCAGAACUCUAUUAAGAUUGCUCAGUGGAUGAUCCAAGAGCCCCAUAAUGUGGGUACGUUCUUCGGCUGCAUUGGUAAAGACAAGUUCGGGGAGAUCCUGAAGCAGAAGGCUGAGGAGGCCCACAUCGAUGCCCACUACUAUGAGCAAGAUGAAGAGCCCACAGGGUCAUGUGCCGCUUGCAUCACUGGAGAUAACAGGUCUCUGGUAGCUAACCUUGCUGCUGCUAACUGUUAUAAGAAAGAUAAGCAUCUAGACCUGGAGGAAAACUGGGAACUGGUGGAAAAAGCCAAAGUGUACUAUAUUGCUGGUUUCUUCCUGACCGUCUCGUUGGAGUCUAUCCUUAAAGUGGCAAAGCAUGCUUCUGAAAAUAACAAGUUAUUUUGCCUGAAUCUCUCUGCACCCUUUAUCUGCCAGUUCUUCAAGGACAACCUCAUGCAGGUUAUGCCUUAUGUGGAUGUGCUGUUUGGCAACGAGACAGAGGCUGCUACUUUUGCAAAAGAGCACGACUUUGAGACCAAGGAUGUUAAGGAGAUUGCCAAGAAAGCCCAGGCUCUCCCCAAAGUCAAUAAAAAGAGGCAGAGGAUUGUAGUGUUGACCCAGGGGAAGGAUGAAACUAUCAUGGCUCUAAGUGACAAGAUUGAAACAUUCCCUAUACUGAAGAUUGAUCCCAAGGACAUUGUGGACACAAACGGUGCAGGCGAUGCCUUUGUGGGAGGCUUCCUCUCAGGGCUUGUUCAGGAGAAAUCUCUGGAUCAGUGUGUAAGGGCAGGACACUACUCUGCCAACGUCAUCAUUAGAAGAGCAGGCUGCACCUUCCCAGAAAAACCAGACUUCAAGUGAGGACCCCCCAAAGAACUUUUCCUUCAGCCUGAAACCUCCCACUGCCUCCACAACACUGGUCUCGCUCUCUUUGUGUUUUUUUUUUUUUUAAAUAAUAUGGCCAUAACUUCAUGCCACUUUUUUUUUUUGUUUUUGUUUUGUUCUUAAUGUAUCUACAUAUUUUUUCUUAUGAGGUUUGUCUGUCUUCAUAUUCUCCAGAAGGGGUCACAAGAGGAUCAUACAGCCAGAAGCCAUGAGCGUUUUUUGUUUAUUAAUUAGCCAUUAAUUAAUCAUAACAGCAGGGAAAUGCCACAGUUUUGCUUUCCAGAAGGGAUCUAAAUAUAAAAUUCUUUUUUUUUUAUUUUUGUUUAGAAUAGUUUCUAAAUGUGUUUUGACUCUGAGACCUCUAGCGUUUAGCUGCACUGAGGUCCAUCAGAUUCUCCUGCAAUCACUUGUGUUGAAGUCUCAUGAGUCUGGUGUUCCUCUGAGUCAGAAUCCAGCCUCAAGACUUGACUGAAGAAUAAGACAAAGCUGUUAAUGGAGGUUUUAUUUUAUAGCACUGAAAGUGCUGCGGUGAUUUGCUAUUAAAUGAGUUUAGUUUUUAGAUUUAAUAGGCCAGUUUUGAAACCAAAUACUGUUUUUUUUUUUUGUUGUUUUUGUUUGUUUUAAUUGCACCUUUUAAAGGUGUCAAAGCAUCUGCCCAGUAUGUCCUGUUUGAACAGUUAAAUGUUCACAAUGUCAGUGAUGGUCAAAAGGUAUCUUGUUUAGUCCAGGCUGUUUGUAGGGAACUGCAUCAAGUGCUUAGUGCCUUUCUCUCUGUGUAAACAUUACAUGUUUGACCACAUGGGGGGGCAGAGGCUCAUAGGUAUUGUGUGAACAUGCAUUUGUCUGCAGAGAAACCUGCAUGCUAGAUCAGUGAUACGUAAUGGUGGCUCAGGGGGGUGUAAAUUACAUCAUAAAGGUAGCUGGCAUUUUUGAAAGAUUAUUACAUGUUAAAGUUCUUUGUCAGUGGGCAUUAAAAUGGACAUUGUUUCUGUUAAAUUUUCCCUGAAUUAGUGAUGUGUGUCCGUUUUUGAUUAAUAAAUAUAAAUUAAGUAGGAAAUGUGUUUGUACCAAAUCAGGUUUUAUAAUUUUUUUGUAGGGUAAGACAUCUGCUAUAAUGAAAGAUGCAAAGGAAAUUGGAAGGGGGAAAAACACUACCCAACUUUAAUUAUGGGGCCAAACAUCUUAAACUAUUUGUAUUUUAUGUAUUUCAUGUUUUGAUCUGUGAAACUGAAUACUUGAAUAUGAUAACCUUGAUUAUAGACAUACUCUAAUUUUUAGAAAGUACGUGCAGUGUUUAAAUUGUGCAUGUCGUUUUCUAAAAGUUGCCUGCUCAUACACAUCCACUGAAAUAACCUAAUGUGUCUCUCAACUCGAUAGGCUUUUUCUUUACAAGUUCAGAUACACCAAAAAAGCCUUAUGUGACCUUUAUUCCUGGUCUUAAUGAUACACAAAUUGUUUAUCACUGUGGGAGACUGUUAUGCCUGAAACUGACAAAUAAAACUGAUUUUGCUGCUU
Messenger RNA from Melanotaenia boesemani (Boeseman's rainbowfish), 2719 nucleotides. It is a transcript of the gene adka, whose product is annotated as adenosine kinase a. The record is from RefSeq and is a predicted model, not a curated record. NCBI's taxonomy places the organism in Eukaryota, Metazoa, Chordata, Actinopteri, Atheriniformes, Melanotaeniidae. Gene Ontology annotation, molecular function: adenosine kinase activity. Gene Ontology annotation, biological process: purine ribonucleoside salvage. The transcript is spliced from 11 exons. Bases 65 to 1180 code for a protein of 371 amino acids. Gene Ontology annotation, cellular component: cytosol; nucleus.